Messenger RNA from Aspergillus saccharolyticus JOP 1030-1, 3919 nucleotides. RefSeq names its product translation initiation factor 2. Lineage: Eukaryota; Fungi; Ascomycota; Eurotiomycetes; Eurotiales; Aspergillaceae. Gene Ontology annotation, biological process: translational initiation. Gene Ontology annotation, molecular function: translation initiation factor activity; GTP binding; GTPase activity. Bases 77 to 3919 code for a protein of 1280 amino acids. The record is from RefSeq and is a predicted model, not a curated record. The transcript is spliced from 2 exons.
CCAUCUCCGACAACUUUCCCCCAUCGGCCGGAGUUUUAGACGCCAAGGCACUCGCUGCGAGCAAACGACCUCCAUCAUGCACAGGCGAGCUUGCUUGGAGCUUUCUCGCCGUCAAGGUGUCGAUUGGUCGUGCGCAACCGCCCGCCGAACUGAUGCUUUCGCCCCCGUGUUGAACCAUGUGCCCCGGAGGGGCUUCCGGGCCUUUGCUGCCGACUCUGCGUGGGGAUCCUCGGGUGAUUCUGGCUCUCCUCGAAAACUCACCCCUAAAUGGGGAAGCAAGGCAUCGCGACCCGUCGGCCUGAGUCCGGCGGAGCAGGCAAUUCGAGAUGCUAUGGUGGCAAAGCAGGAGGAGAAGCUACGGGAAGAGCAGGCUCGGAAGGAUGCCUUGCUGGCGAGGGAACGAGAAGAACAGGAACGACGCGAUGCCAUAAUAGCCAGACAGAGGGCGAAGGAGCAGGAAGAGCGGGCCCAACGGGAUGCUAUCAUAGCCAUGCAGAAGGCGAAAAAAGAAAAAGAGCAGGCCCGGCGAGAUGCUAUCAUAGCCAGACAGAGGGCGAGGGAACAAGAAGAGCAGGCCCGGCGAGAUGCUCCAAUGAUGGAACAGAGGGCGAAGGAAUUGGAAGAACAAGGACGGCGAGAGGCUUCAGAGGUCGCACGAAAAGCCGGACAAGAGGCACGGCAGGACACUCGACAUACCGGCUCCUCCGAGACCCCCAGCGGAACUGCUCAGCCUAACGUCCCAGCCGAAAGUUCGAAAAGAGCCACUUUCACCGGCGCAAAAUUCGCUCCCCGCUUCGGAAGCAACGCAACCAGGCCUGUGGGUCUGAGUGCGGCAGAGAAGGCGGCACGAGACGCUUUGGUAGUCAAGCAGCAGGCGCAGCAAGCGCAGCAGGAGCUUACUCCUGAGAAGGUCGCUGACACUGGCCUUUCAGCGUCCAACAGUUCCGAUCCGAGCUCCGCUGAAACCACAGAGCAGACCGCUAACAUCAUCUCUUCAACAUCUCCGAAAACUUCCAAGCCGAGCUCGCCUGCUACCACCACAAAGUCUCCCAAAUCUGCUCCCCGCUGGGGAAGCAGUGCGCCAACAUCAUCAGGCUUAACUUCAGCAGAGAGGGCGGCACGAGAUAGAAUGCUGUCCCAGCGGCAAGCACAGCUGAGAUCUUCCACCGCUGACGCUACUGUUUCAGAAAAGUCCGAUAGUGCCGAAACAGGCACUUUCACUAUCCGCAUCGGAGGCAAGACUGUCGUAUCGCAGAGUUUGAGUCCGGAAGAGAAGGCAGCACGCGAUGCACAGGAAGCCAAGAAACAGGCGCAGCAGAGCCCUCUGGAUGUUCUUUCUGGGUCUUCGGAUGCUCGACAGGCUCGGAAAUCUACUUCCCGUUGGGGUAUGAGUUCGGCAAAGAAAGCGGUGCGAGACUCUACACUUGAUGAGCAGUCUGCACGACGCCAUGGCUACGAAAGGUCACGUUCCGCCUGGCAAGAGGGAUCAUCAGCAGCCAUGGCGGAGGGAGAUCAUAGACGUGUCCGCUCAGGUAGAUACAGGGACGAUCACAACGUCACUAUCUCCGAGCAUUUACAAAGCAUUGAUUGGGCCUGUCCAGACUGCACGUAUGUCUGCAGUGGCACAGAAAUGACUUGUCCCUGCUGCCGCGCACCAAGGCCUGAGCUGUUGUCGCAGCCGCAGAGACCAUUGCCCAUUCGGAAACUCGAACACAAAUGGACCGCCCCGUCAUCAACAAGAGGACAAGCUCUGGGCGAAUUUGCGUCGAGAAGGGAAGAGGAGAAAGAAGCAGAGCGCGCGGAAAUAGAAGCCGAGAUGGAAGCAGAGAGGCAAAAGAGACGCGAGGCGCAGGAUCAACCUCAAAAAUCCAUCCAUGAUUGGUCAUGGGACACAUCGGCUUUGCAGAGACUCGGUAAGGAAGAGACGGACGACCAGGUUGAUAAAUAUGCCAAGCGACGAGAACACUAUCGCAAGCAGUCGAAAUCGGCCUUUGCAGACGAGGACGACUUCGAUCACGAGGACUACCAACGGCGUCGGCAAGCAAGGCAGCGCGCGAAGAAGGAACGGAAGGAGAAAUCUCGCGGAAAGAAAAAGGAGGCGUUGGAAGCCGCGCCUAGUCCUUUGUACCUCCCCGAGUUCAUUAGCGUCAGCAAUCUCGCGGAUGUCAUUGGUGUGCGACACGCGCAGUUCAUCGAGCGAAUGGAAGAGAUGGGAUUCGAGGAAGUCACUCAUAACCACGUUCUGGAUGCAGAAACCGCCGGUCUCAUCGCGGCCGAAUACAAUUUUGAGCCCAUCUUUGACACAGCUGAGGAUGAGCUGACUGCCGCCCCUGAGCCGGAGGAUAAGUCGAGCCUGCCCCCGCGGCCUCCAGUGGUGACCAUCAUGGGUCAUGUCGAUCACGGCAAGACUACCAUUCUUGACUGGCUUCGCAACUCUUCGAUCGUGGCAUCGGAGCACGGCGGUAUCACGCAGCACAUCGGCGCGUUCUCCGUGGCUAUGCCUUCGGGCAAGACCAUCACUUUCCUUGAUACGCCGGGUCACGCGGCGUUCCUGGACAUGCGCCGCCGAGGUGCAGACAUUACCGAUAUUGUGGUGUUGGUUGUCGCAGCAGAUGACAGUGUCAAGCCUCAAACCAUCGAAGCCAUCAAGCAUGCCACCGAAGCCAACGUCCCGAUCAUCGUGGCCAUGAGCAAGAUGGACAAGGAGGGAGUCAAUCCUGAUAAGGUCAAGCAAGAUCUGUCUGUGCAUGGCGUCCAUGUCGAAGACUAUGGCGGCGACGUGCAAGCGAUCGGUGUGAGUGGCAAGACGGGAGCCGGUAUGUUGGAGCUUGAAGAAGCUAUUGUCACUCUUUCCGAGGUCCUCGACCACCGCGCGGACCCAACCGGCAAUGUCGAAGGGUGGGUAGUUGAAGGCACAACCAAGAGCUACGGGCGUGUGGCCACGGUGCUUAUCCGGCGGGGUACCCUGCGAGUCGGGGACAUUAUUGUUGCUGGUGAGACUUGGGCGCGUGUGCGCACACUGCGGAACGAAGCCGGUGUUGCCGUUCAUGAAGCGACGCCAGGCAUGCCGGUUGAGGUUGACGGGUGGCGCGAGCAACCGGUGGCUGGCACGGAGUUCCUGGAGGCCACAACCGAGCAACAGGCUAAGUCUGUCGUCGAGGCCCGUAUCGAGCGGAGCGAAUCGGACAAGUUGGGUCAGGACACGGUUGCUAUCAACGAGGCUCGCAAGGAGCUGAUGGAGCGGCGCCGCCAAGAGGAAGCUGGCCAGGCCGUGGGCGAGGAACAGUCCGGGCCCAAACCCGUGCACUUCAUCAUCAAGGCCGACGUGCACGGAUCAGCCGAGGCGCUUCUGAACUCGGUCACGGCCGUUGGCAACAACGAGGUCUUCGCCAACGUUCUUCGCUGCGAGGUGGGCCCCGUAAGCGAGUUCGACAUCGAGCACGCCGCGACGGCCAACGGACACGUGAUUUCGUUCAACAUGCCCAUCGACCCCCGAAUGGCGCAGAUGGCCGAAGCGCGCGGAGUGGAGAUCAAGGACCACAACGUGAUUUACCGGUUGAUUGACGACGUUAAGAGCACGCUGAGCGAGCACCUGCCGCCGACGGUGACGGUGCGGGUGACGGGCGAGGCGGAGAUUGGCGAGAUCUUCGAGAUCAAGCUGAAGGGGCGCGAGCGGAUGAGCAUCGCCGGAUGUCGCGUGCGCAACGGGCUGAUCAACCGGACGAAGAAGGUGCGAGUCCUGCGGGGACAGGAGACGAUCUACGAUGGCACCAUCUCGUCGCUGAAGAAUGUGAAGAAGGACGUGACGGAGAUGCGCAAGGACACCGAGUGCGGGAUGGCCUUUGAGGGGUGGGGUGAUUUCCAGGUUGGGGACCAUAUUCAGUGUUACGAGGAGAUUCAUGAGAAGCGAUACCUCUAA